Molecule: messenger RNA, 4104 nt
Organism: Nomia melanderi (Alkali bee)
Lineage: Eukaryota; Metazoa; Arthropoda; Insecta; Hymenoptera; Halictidae
Gene: YME1L
Product: ATP-dependent zinc metalloprotease YME1L
Biological process (GO): mitochondrion organization; protein quality control for misfolded or incompletely synthesized proteins
Cellular component (GO): mitochondrial inner membrane
Molecular function (GO): ATP binding; ATP hydrolysis activity; ATP-dependent peptidase activity
Source: RefSeq, a predicted model, not a curated record
UUUACAUAUGUAGAGUGCAGUCACUUCCGUUAUCUCACAACAUCAAAUCUAUGUUUCUAGCAAGUGAUAUUAGUUUUGUGUAAUUUAAUUAUUUUGGAUGUAAUCAAAAUUAUAGGGAAUUAAAUUUUCUAUUGUUUAACAAGUGAUUUAUAUUUAAUUCGUUUUCUGAGAUAAGAGAAUUCAUAUUCAAUGUUUUCUUUCCAAUCUCAUAAUCAGGUGUUGUAUCAUCUGACACAAUUAACUUCAACAGUUAAUUCAAAACCUAAACCAUUUCAAAUUAAAAACAAAAAAGAAAAUGAAUUUAAAAAAGCUGCGAAUGAUGCCUCAAAUAAUACUUCAGCAAAAACUGGAAAAAGUUAUGUGAAAGUAUCAAUAGACAAAUUAAACUUACAUGAUGUAGUUGCAACACUUAAUAUAAGGAAAAAUAAUGUUUGGGUAAUGUUACAUCAACUUUCCACAAAAAUUUGUAACGAAAAUAUCAAAGAAAACAAGUGGAAAGUAUCUUAUGUAUCUGAAACAAGUUUCACGCAAAACAAACAUAAGUUGCUUUGUACAGAAUUUAUGGAACCGAUCAUUUUACCAAUUACAUGUUUAUUAUUGAAACAGAAUUAUAGAACGUCAUGUGAUCUUUCCAUUAAAAAUCCAUUUAAUUAUCAUUUACAAAUUCGUAGUUUUAGAACAAGACAUAACACGAAAGUAAAUUUAGACACAAAACCAUCGUUUAUGAACAAGUUGAAAGAAUGGUUUCUUUUUACUUCAGAAAUGAGAUCACAUUUGAAGAUGGAAUCAGAGUAUAAUAGAGUGAAAAAUAUAUUUGCUAAGAGUGAUGAGCCAACACAGAACGCCAGCAAAAUCAAAGCAGCUUUUGUUGAAGGAUAUGAAGCUGGACUUCAACGACAUAUUCGUUCACGUUCUCUAUUCUCAAAGUUAUUGACUCCGCUCCUACCUAUAACUUUGGUUUUUCUAGCAGCGUAUUUAACAGUUUCUAAAGGGGGAGAUGUAUUUCGAUUUACACUUGGUCGAAGAUCUGAGAUCAAUCCAGAAACAAUUAACGUGACUUUUGAUGAUGUAAAAGGCGUUGAAGAAGCAAUGGAGGAAUUGAGAAAUAUAGUUGAGUUUUUGAAAAAUCCAGAAAGAUUCUCUGCACUUGGUGGAAAAUUACCUAAAGGUAUAUUAUUAGUGGGACCACCAGGAACAGGAAAGACAUUAUUAGCCCGAGCUAUAGCUGGUGAAGCCGGUGUACCAUUCUUUCAUGCAGCUGGACCAGAAUUUGAUGAACUUUUUGUUGGACAAGGUGCACGUAGAGUAAGAGAGUUAUUUAGGGCAGCAAAAGAAAGAGCACCCGCUGUUAUAUUUAUUGAUGAAAUUGAUUCUGUUGGUGCAAAACGUACAAAUUCAGUUAUUCAUCCAUAUGCAAAUCAAACAAUAAAUCAGCUGUUGGCAGAGAUGGAUGGAUUUUUGCAAAAUCAAGGUGUUAUAGUAUUAGGUGCGACUAAUAGACGAGAUGAUUUAGAUAAAGCAUUGUUGCGACCCGGUCGUUUUGAUGUUCAAGUUUUUGUAAAUAAACCAAAUAUUUCUGGUAGGAAGGAUAUUUUGAAUUUAUACUUGUCAAGAGUAUUAACACGAGAUAUUGAUGUAGAAUAUUUAGCUCGUUGUACUGCUGGAUUUACUGGAGCCGACAUAGAAAAUAUGAUAAAUCAAGCAGCUUUAAAAGCAGCAGUAGAUGAUGAUAAGUAUGUAACUAUGAAACAUCUAGAAUAUGCCAGAGAUAAAGUAUUGAUGGGUCCUGAAGGAAAACUAAAAAUGAUUGAUGAGGAUGCCAAGCUUCUUACAGCAUAUCAUGAAGCAGGACAUGCAUUGGUUUCAUAUUAUACUAAAGAUGCUGUGCCAUUACAUAAAGUUACUAUAAUACCUCGUGGACACUCUUUAGGACACACGUCAUUUAUGCCAGAAAAAGAUGUAUAUCAUACAACAAAAUCACAAUUACUAGCUACCAUGGAUUCGAUGAUGGGUGGUCGUGCUGCAGAAGAAUUAAUUUUUGGACCUGACAAAGUGACAACUGGAGCAGCAAGUGAUUUUCAACAAGCAACAUUAGUUGCUGAACAAAUGGUGAAAAGUUAUGGUAUGUCUGAAAAAGUUGGUUUUCGGGCACAUACAGAUUCAAGCAGUCAACUCUAUAAUGGAGGUAGUGAUUAUGGUCCUAGUACUAAUGAACUCAUUGAUAAUGAAGUAAAACGGCUUUUACAGGAAUCAUAUGAUCGUGCGAGAACAAUAUUGAAAACUCAUGCAAAAGAACACAAGCAAUUGGCAGAAUCUUUACUUAAAUAUGAAACAUUAGAUGGCGAUGAAGUAAAAGCUAUACUGAAUGGAAAAAAAACUCAAAUUGAAUCAUUAAACACUCAACCAUCAAUUGUAGAUCCAACAAAACAUGUAUUAUAAUUAGCAUGAAAAAUCAAUUUAAAAUAGAAACUAAAAUAAAUUCCUUGGUACAUUAUCCUAGUUUACAGUUAUACUUUAAUAUUAAUUGUUUUACAGUGUUACAUAUCUAAAGAGUGAUCGACGUUUUAUUAAAGUAUGUAUGAUAAGCUAUGUCUUUACACUGUUUUUUAUUACUUAUUUAACUAAAAUGUAGUAAGUUUUACAAUAACUUAUGUAUAUAUAUUAUUACUUUUAAAUUUAAAACAGAUUUUCCUAUUUUCUUACCACGAUGUUUAUGGUUUAUUCAUUAUAUAACAAAUUUCAUAAUUUUUUCUUUAAUUUUAAAAAUAUUUUUACUGCAUCUUAAUAACAUAGAUAUUCUUGAAAUAGCCUAAAAGUAUUUGAAAUGAUUACUGUGUUUUAUCUAUUUAAACAUUUGCUUAACUUUUCGAUAUUUUGUAGCCUCGUCAAUACUAUUUACUAAAAACUGUUUGAUCUAAUUAGCGUUAAUUUACACACAACCGAAGUCUGUUAUUUAUCAUGUGAUUGUUUUGUAAAUAAAUUUCAUUUUUUGAACCCAUAUACAGAGGGGCGCGCCAAAGGUAUCUGCCGCCCGGGUGUAAACUUUUACUGGUGUAUCCUUAAAAAAUUGAAAAACAUCAUUGUGAUCUUUCAACUUUACUUCGCUACAAGACAGUACGUCGUCCCAUUCUUCAUACUAUACUGCAUUGCAUAAUUCAAAGUAAACAUUAGGUGUAUAAAAUAAAUAUUAGAUAUUUGUUUUUUGCCGCCCGGAUACGGUGCACUUCUUCCACCUUUGGGUUGGCGCGGCCCUGCAUAUAUAGCUUGUCACCGUUUUGAUGGUACAAACUGAAAGGAAGUAAAUCUAAAUGUAAAAAUAUGUUGAACCCUUGCUAAAUUUUCAACAUUUAUUCGAAAAUGAUAUCUUGUAUGAUAAAAUACCACUCUACGUUUCCAAUUUAUUUUUACUAGACUGGUCCAGAAUUAGUUAGAUCCAGGUUUAUUAGGGAUAUUUUCGAAUUGAAUUUUUUCGAAAAUAAAGUUCUAAAUGAAUAAAUUUGAUUGUUUUUUAAACUUAUUUUUUAUGUAGAUUCCACUUUCUUUCGGCUUGUAUCGCCAGAUCGGCGACAUCCUGUAUAUUUAAUAAUUGCAUAAUCACUGUUGUACUUUUUAGAAUUUGUUGAACUUUCUUUAAAGCUUUAAUAUUGUUGAAAGAAGCUAGCGUCACUUAGAUAUUACCUAUGUUAUUAUUACACUCCUUACGCGAGGUAUUUACAUUGUGAAUUGAUUUUAACAAUUCCCAGUAUAUUAGUCACUUAUGUACUUCCAAAUAACAGCACAUAUUUUUUUAUAUCGUAAUCAAUGGUGAUGGUUCUAAAGUAAAUCUCUAAAUUCAAGAUAAAAGAAGUAUUUUUCAAUAUUAAUAUUAAAGAUGCAAAUUGUUAUUUAUUAAUACCGUUUUGCAAUAUUGAAAAUAAUGUAUAUUUUAGGCUAAAUUAGUUAAUAUGUAGUUUUUUUAUGGGGAAGUUAAACCAUAUAUGAUUUUAUUGAAAAGUACAUAAUGCUCUCAUUACACACUUCCUUCUGACAUUCUUUAUUGAACAUAUUUUUCGAAAUAAUUAUAGAAACAUGUUAAAAUGAAGAACUGAUGCAAACCACAAUUCC